AAAUUAUCAAGUAUGUAGGAGAAACCAAAUAUAGUAAGUUUUGGGGGGCUAAAAGUAAAAUUUGGGGCUCUAUUUAAUGGGGCCAUACAUAAUCAACUUGUUGUUUCUGAUUCCCAAUUCUUAGCUCCAUCCAUCCUAGGGUUUGCUUUGUCAAUCAAUUCGCUGUCAUGUUGUCAACGCCAACGCCACCACAUCCGCCGUCACGGGAACCACCGUCACCUUCACCGGAGUCGGAGCCGUCGUUGAAGAAACAAAAGGUUAAUGAGGAGGAAUCGGAUUCGGAUUCGGAUUCGGAUGAUCGAGGAUCGAGCAAAUUCGGUGAAUUGGAAACUUUGUGGGAUGCGGUGUUGAAGCUGCCCAGUGAAGGCAUUACAACAUAUGACCAUAACAACGUCUAUGAUGGGGUAAAAGAAAUGUAUACCCCUAUUUUUCCUGGUGAGCACGUUUCGGAUGAAGAUAUCUGGCACAACUAUCUCUGAUAGAUCAAGGAAAGUGAUGGAUUUGACAUUACAGACUUUCCUGGUUGUGGUCCACUGGCUACCAUAUAACCCAUGACACCCUCCGAAGAAACAAAGGAUUUUGCUGAACAGGCACUUGAGCUCUACAAUGAGGAUAAUGGUACUAAAUAUAAGGUCAAUGAGAUUCUCAAGGUUAACAGAUUUUGCACCGAAUACUUCCAUUUCUAUAUUACCUUUACGGUUACGAAUGGCGAGAAGGAAUAUUUUCAAGCUGAAGUGUUGAAAGAUGUAGAUGGAUCUCUGGAGUGCGAAAUCAUUAGGCCAAGGGAGAAGGGAGCUUUGGGCAUAUAGUGGAUGUGAUGAUGUCUGUGCAUUGUUUUGCUGCCUCGGGUUCAAGCUGCUUUAUCUUUGUGUUAACAAACUCUUGUCAAUUAGUUUUGGAAGUGGAUUAUCCAAGUCUAGUCUAGUCUAGUGUAAAAAGGAGAUCAAAAAACAACUGGUGACCUUUGCUAUGAUGUAUUAUGGAGGAUUGUAGUGUUUCACUAUUAUAUAUCUUGUUGUUUGGUUGAAGCUUAAAGGAGAUAUUUGUAUUCCUUGCAUUGGUUGAUUCAUUGAGACGAGAUAGGUUGUUGCGAUAUGUUUAAAGAUAGACGUGCCAAAAUUUGGAAAGAGACUUGACCUCGUAGAUAUUAAUAGAGUAGAGCUAUGGUGUUUGGACUCUCAAAAUACGACUCUUAAUGCAUGCGUGUUGAGGAUCCGAAAAGUCUCAAAUAAGUAGAGCAGAGUACCAUGAAUGAUGCUGCGUCUGAUAGACAUAGUUUUAAUUUAAUGUAUCAUUCAAGAAAUAUAUAGUUCGACAUAAUUAAGCCUAUGGUAAGUUGAAACCAUAAGAAAAAAAAAGCCAAAAAAUGAAUUGUUGUGCAAUGAACAACAUAUAGUUACCAAGCUAGUAGCCGUAGGGGUGUUCAUGAGUCCCAAAUCAACUUUUCAUCAGUUUUUAACGUUCUAAAAUCAAAUCAAACCAACACAAAUAAAAAUAACAACCUUCGGUCUUUUCGGUUCUAUAAUUUUAGCUAAUUAAAUUUUUAAAUUUCCAAGGCAAAGUGCUCUCUAACAAACAAAAGUUCCAAAUGCGUCCUUGCUUCGAUUAAAUUUGAGUGGGCCUUGGAAAAUUUUCGAGGCAUGUUGCUAUCUAACAACCAAAAAGGUCUACUUUUAUAUGUAGGACUUUGAAUUCGAGAUCUCUAAAGCUAGUUUAUAUUUUGAAUUAGCCAAUUGAUGUAAUGUGUCAAGGCUUGAGAUGUUGAAAGUGUUUGUAGGUCCAGUAAAGCUCAGACAUUUUUUCAGUUUCUACAAAUCAGGUUAUAAACCGAUAAAGCAUUAUUCUUUACUUGGCAGAGUAGAUUACACAUGUAACCAAGAUGUUUUCAGGUCAAAUAGGAUUAUUUCCAAGCUAAGCAAUGAGGGUCAGGUUGAUGAAGCAAGGAACCUGUUUGACAAAAUGCCUGAACCAGAUGUUGUGUCAUGGACAGCGAUGAUUGCGGGUUACAUAAAAUGUGGCAAGAUUGAUAAAGCAAGGGAAUUGUUUGACAGGACUGAUGCAAAGAGAGAUGUUGUUACUUGGACAGCUAUGCUUGCUGCGUACGCCAAGGCGAAUCGGAUUCUCGAGGCUGAGAUGCUUUUCGAUGAAAUGCCUGAGAAGAAUGUGGUUUCAUGGAAUAGUUUGAUUGAUGGGUAUGCGAAAAAUGAUAGAAUUGAUAAGGGUUUGGAAUUGUUUUGGAAGAUGGGGGAGAGGAAUGUGGUUUCUUGGAACAUAGUUAUAGCAGGAUUGGCUCGGAAUGGGCGAAUCAACGAGGCAAGAUUGCUUUUUAAUAAGAUGCCUGAGAAGAGCGUGGUGUCUUGGACUACAAUGAUAGCAGGGUUGUCGAGAUAUGGGAAAGUUGACGAGGCAAGAAAACUUUUCGACAGGACUCCUGAGCGGAAUGUGGUUUCCUGGAAUGCUAUGAUUACUGGGUAUACGCAAAACUCGAGACUUGAUGAAGCGUUUGAACUGUUUGAGAUGAUGCCAGAAAAGACUGUGUCUUCGUGGAACACAAUGAUCAUGGGAUUCAUUCAAAAUGGGGAACUUAGCAGAGCUAGAAUAUUGUUUGAUAAAAUGAGGCAGAGAGAUGUGGUUUCUUGGUCAACAAUGAUUAAUGGCUACGUGCUUGAGGGGAAAAGUGAAGAAGCGCUAAGAAAUUUCUGUGACAUGCAAGUGGAUGGUUGGGUGAAACCAAACGAAGGGACUUUUGUGAGUGUUUUGGGUGCUUGCAGUGACUUAGCCGGUCUUAGUGAGGGAAUGCAAAUUCACCAAAUGAUUAACAAAACAGUAUAUCAGGAGAAUGAAGUGGUCAUAUCAGCACUUAUAAACAUGUAUUCAAAAUGUGGAGAUGUAGCAACUGCAAGGAAAAUAUUUGAUGAUGGCUUAAGAGGCCAGAGAGAUUUGAUCUCUUGGAAUGUUAUGAUUGCAGCAUAUGCUCACCAUGGGUUUGGAAGAGAUGCAAUCAAUCUCUUCAAAGAAAUGCGACAAUUGGGAUUCAAACCAAACGAUGUGACUUACGUGGGAUUGCUUGCUGCCUGCAGCCACUCAGGUUUGGUGGAGGAGGGGUUAAAGUACUUCAAUGAGCUUUGUAGAGAGGAUUCCGUAAAAUUGAGAGAAGACCAUUAUACCUGCCUUGUAGAUCUCUGCGGUCGAGCAGGAAGACUCAAAGAGGCCUCGGAUAUUAUUGAACGGCUUCCAAGAACAGAAUCAGCAUUCAUUUGGGGAGCCCUUCUUUCGGGUUGUAAUCUUCAUGGAGAUUCAGAAACAGCAAAAUUGGCUGCAAUUAAACUCUUAGGGAUUGAAGCAAAAAGUUCAGGAACCUAUUUGUCAUUGUCAAAAUUGUGUGCUUCGAAUGGAAAAUGGAAAGAAGCUGCAAAGCUGAGGACACAAAUGAAAGACAGAGGGUUGAAGAAGCAACCAGGUUGUAGCUGGAUAGAAGUUGGGAACAGAGUUCAUGUAUUUUUAGUUGGUGAUACAUCUCAUUAUGAAACUGAGGUUAUUCACACAUUACUUGGAAACCUUCAUGUGAAAAUGAAAAGGAUUGGCUGUCCAACAAUAGAUGAUUCUUCAGAGAGUAGUGAUGCCACCAAUGACAAGGAACAGAUCAUACAAUAAUACUCCACAACCACAUGCUAUUGAAUAUUAUGCUCAAAGAGCCACUAAGGGGGGCUUCCUCAUUUCUGAAUCAACUAGUGCUUCUGACAUCUCCAAUGGGUCCCCUAAUAUGCCUGGAAUUUGGACAGAAGAUCAAAAAGAGGCUUGGAAGCCCAUUGUUGACUCUGUUCAUGGCAAAGGUGGUGUCUUUUUUUGUCAGCUUUGACAUCCAGGGCGACUAUGUGAUUCAAGUCUCAACAAUUUUCUUAUAGCUUGGAAAGCAGUACCUGACGAUGGUGAGUACUUCCGACCAACACCAAAGCAACUAAAAGCUAAUGAACUCCCUCUCAUUGUCAAUGAUUUUAGAAUUGCAGCUUACAAUGCCAUUGAAGCUGGAUUUGAUGGAGUGGAGAUCAAUUCUGCAAACAGCUACAUAAUCGAUCAAUUCUUGAACGAUCAAGUCAACGAUAGGACUGAGGAAUAUGGUGGAAGCAUUGAGAACCGUUGUAGACUUGCUCUCGAAAUUAUAGGAGCAGUUGUGGAAGAAAUCGGAGCGGACAGAGUUGGUGUAAAACUCUCUCUUUUCUCCGAAGUGUACGGGGAAAAGGACUCGAACCCAGAAGCAUUGUCGACUUAUUUGGCUAGUGAACUGACUAAGCUGGGAGUUUUAUAUCUACAUGUUUUCGAGCCAAGGGACGAACCUCGCUGUCUCAAAUCAAUUAGAAUGGCUUUUGGAGGGACACUUAUUGCUUCUGGUGGCUACAAUAAAACUGAGGGAGAUGAAGUUAUAGCUGAAAGUUAUGCUAAUUUGGUCUCGUUUGGACGUUUGUUUUUGGCAAAUCCUGAUUUGCCUAAACGUUUUGAAGUGAAUGCACCAUUGAACAAGCAUGAUAGGAGCACUUUCUAUUGGACUGAUCCAGUUUUGGGCUAUACUGAUUAUCCAUCUCUUGAAAUUGCUUGUAAGGUUAUUAUAUCUUGGAAAACUUACUUCAUGUGAUGUAUUCAAAAUGUCGACGGUUGCAUGUAGAAUCCUUCAAAAGUAAUGUAUUUUUGAAGGAUCCGAGACUAAUAAUAUGCCAAAUUAUGAUGUAAACUCAUAUUUGCCUA
Capsicum annuum is the source of this 4740-nucleotide messenger RNA. RefSeq names its product pentatricopeptide repeat-containing protein At2g35030, mitochondrial-like. Bases 1759 to 3654 code for a protein of 631 amino acids. Gene Ontology annotation, biological process: RNA modification. The transcript has 8 exons. NCBI's taxonomy places the organism in Eukaryota, Viridiplantae, Streptophyta, Magnoliopsida, Solanales, Solanaceae. Gene Ontology annotation, molecular function: RNA binding; protein binding. The record is from RefSeq and is a predicted model, not a curated record.